This is a messenger RNA of Folsomia candida, 2214 nucleotides long. Its product is annotated as homeotic protein Sex combs reduced. Gene Ontology annotation, biological process: regulation of transcription by RNA polymerase II; anterior/posterior pattern specification. Gene Ontology annotation, cellular component: nucleus. Bases 1003 to 2025 code for a protein of 340 amino acids. Lineage: Eukaryota; Metazoa; Arthropoda; Collembola; Entomobryomorpha; Isotomidae. Gene Ontology annotation, molecular function: RNA polymerase II cis-regulatory region sequence-specific DNA binding; DNA-binding transcription factor activity, RNA polymerase II-specific. The record is from RefSeq and is a predicted model, not a curated record. The transcript has 4 exons.
UUGAGGCAAAUAUAGUCGGUCGGUUGGUUGGUCUUCUUUCACUACAUAAUCCAACUCCACUUGCCACAUUGCCUCAUUCCGAGAACAACUCUGGCAUUACGUGGUGGAUGCAGAUAGAUUUCAAUUCGAGGUUAAAAAAUACAGAGUGAGAAUUUUUAUGGAAAAUGAAAUAAGAGAAGAAAGUUAGAUAAGAUAAGAGUGAAAUUGUUGAGUUUCAGUUUUUGGGAAAUUUUGGAUUUGGUAAAAAAGUUAAAAGUUAAAAAAGUGAGACGAAGAGUAAAAUAUUGUAACGUUUUUGUGGAGUGGACUUGUAAAAUAGUUACGAAAGAGAGUUAAUUUCGAAAGAAAUUUGAUAUUUUGAACAAGUUUGUUGAACUUGGUGGUGAAGAAUUUUCGGAAAUAUUGCUGAUUGUUAAAGAAAGGAUUGAUAAUUAAGAAAGUUUGUUUUGAGACAAAGAAAUUGAGAGAAAGUUGAAAUUUUCUCAAAGUGCCCCAAAAGUGAGAUUCUCCUCAGUUUCUCAAAAACGGUGAAAGUUUGAGUUUUGAAGGGGUGAAAAUCACUUUAAGAAAACGAGGACAAGGUUUUUCAAGAAAAAUUAAGAAAAAACUGGGUGAAAACAUGCCUCGUAUUUUUAAAUGCGUCGUAAAAUCUACAUAAUUUUCUCCAAAAGAAUGUUUACAUACCGAUAAAUAAAAGUGUGUGAAACAAAAGAUAACGUGUUAUCCACCCUGCCUCCCACCCACGGAGAGAAGGUAACCUAGAUGCGAUUACAUUUCUCCGGUGGAGAGAGAAAGUCCGGAAAUUGGGUGAAUUUUGUGGCUACCAUGCGAAGAAAGUCGUCUCAUCUCUUCGGGGAGAAAUAAUAAUACCCGGAUUGUACCCACUAUUCUACUACCCGGAUACCUUUCCUACCCGGUCUUUUCGGGGAUGAUAAUGUUUCCCCCACAAUUUUAACUUCCCUCAGAAACAUAAAGUGCGUUUUUUCAAAAAACUCAAAAAUCAUGAGCUCCUACCAAUUCGUAAACUCUCUCGCCGCCUGUUACAACACUUCCGGCGGGGUUGGUGGCGGGGGUACUGGAAACCCGGGCAAUCCCCGCGGCGGGGGCCCCAUCCUUGACCCCUCUGUCGCCGCUGCCGCCGAAUAUUACGGCGGGGGCGGGGGAGGAAAUGGCGGGACUGGAUAUUCGAACUGUUACUCCCCCCAAAUUCCCCCAGGUCCCGGUCCCGGGGGAAAUUAUUACGGGGGAAGUGGGGGUACCGUAUCUCCCCCAGUGAUGAACGGGGUGGAUUUCCGCAGCGGGGUGGUCAGUCCGUUGGGUGCGGCGGCGUCCUGUAAAUAUGCGAGCGGACCCGUGAAUAAUAACAACUUGCCGGGCACCCAAAAUCAGAAUGUGGGCGGUGUCGGCGGCGGCCCCCUGCAAGAAGCGAGUUUGGCGUCCCCACAAGAUUUGACAACCGGAUCGGGCGCAAGUUCGGGGGGGAGUUCGUGUUCCACGCCGCAUCGAAGUCCGAUCGCGGGCGGAGGAGGAAAAGUCAAUUCUCAGUCGAAUAAUAAUUCUUCCUCGAAUUCCGCGACGAGUCCGCAGGGUGGAGGGGGAGGAGGGGGAGGGGGGAGUGGAGGGUCGAAGGGGAAUCCUCCACAGAUCUAUCCAUGGAUGAAGAGGGUGCAUCUAGGCCAAAGAAGUACAGUAAACGCGAACGGAGAGACGAAACGUCAACGGACGUCCUACACGCGCUACCAGACGCUCGAGUUGGAGAAGGAGUUUCACUUCAACCGCUACCUCACGCGCCGGCGCCGCAUCGAAAUCGCGCACGCGCUCUGUCUCACAGAACGACAAAUCAAAAUCUGGUUCCAAAAUCGACGCAUGAAGUGGAAAAAGGAGCACAAAAUGGCCACAAUGAAUGCCCUUCCGCACCAUCACGGCAUGGGGCCGCCCCACCACAUGCAGCACAUGGCCGCCCUGGCCGCCGCUCACCACCACCACCCACACCACCUCGGCCAUUUGGGGGACAUGAAAGGAUGAGGGUUAGGAAUGCCCUGUUCCGACUACAAUUUCGCCGCAGCCGCCGCCGCGCUCCAACAACAAGUCGUCGCUCAACAACAACAACAGCAACACCACCACCAACAACAACAGCAACCACAGUAUGAAGACUUCCAACAACCACAACAGCAAAAUUUCUAAAGUGUCUACAGAAUUUUCGAAAAAAAUUUC